Schistocerca gregaria is the source of this 1248-nucleotide messenger RNA. RefSeq lists its product as uncharacterized. The annotation marks the transcript as partial. NCBI's taxonomy places the organism in Eukaryota, Metazoa, Arthropoda, Insecta, Orthoptera, Acrididae. The transcript has 4 exons. The record is from RefSeq and is a predicted model, not a curated record.
UCCUCCGCCGCCGCCUCCUCCUCCGCCGCCGCCUCCUCCUCCGCCGCCGCCUCCUCCUCCUCCGCCGCCGCCUCCUCCUCCGCCGCCGCCUCCUCCUCCGCCGCCGCCUCCUCCUCCGCCGCCGCCUCCUCCUCCGCCGCCGCCUCCUCCUCCGCCGCCGCCUCCUCCUCCGCCGCCGCCUCCUCCUCCGCCGCCGCCUCCUCCUCCGCCGCCGCCUCCUCCUCCGCCGCCGCCUCCUCCUCCGCCGCCGCCUCCUCCUCCGCCGCCGCCUCCUCCUCCGCCGCCGCCUCCUCCUCCGCCGCCGCCUCCUCCUCCGCCGCCGCCUCCUCCUCCGCCGCCGCCUCCUCCUCCGCCGCCGCCUCCUCCUCCGCCGCCGCCUCCUCCUCCGCCGCCGCCUCCUCCUCCGCCGCCGCCUCCUCCUCCGCCGCCGCCUCCUCCUCCGCCGCCGCCUCCUCCUCCGCCGCCGCCGCCUCCUCCGCCGCCGCCGCCUCCUCCGCCGCCUCCUCCUCCGCCGCCGCCGCCGCCUCCUCCUCCUCCUCCGCCGCCGCCUCCUCCUCCUCCUCCGCCGCCGCCUCCUCCUCCGCCGCCGCCUCCUCCUCCUCCGCCGCCGCCUCCUCCUCCGCCGCCGCCUCCUCCUCCGCCGCCGCCUCCUCCUCCUCCUCCGCCGCCGCCUCCUCCUCCGCCGCCGCCUCCUCCUCCGCCGCCGCCUCCUCCUCCGCCGCCGCCUCCUCCUCCGCCGCCGCCUCCUCCUCCGCCGCCGCCUCCUCCUCCGCCGCCGCCUCCUCCUCCGCCGCCGCCUCCUCCUCCGCCGCCGCCUCCUCCUCCGCCGCCGCCUCCUCCUCCGCCGCCGCCUCCUCCUCCGCCGCCGCCUCCUCCUCCUCCGCCGCCUCCUCCUCCUCCGCCGCCUCCUCCUCCUCCUCCUCCGCCGCCUCCUCCUCCUCCUCCUCCGGAUCUAAAAUGAAACGUCUUCAGUUGCCACUUACAGCUCAUGUCAAAUGCAAGCAGUACUGUAAAGAUGAGAAGAGAGUGGCCGAGGAAGAACUGAGGAAACAACACCAGGAAGAAGAAAAAUUAUCACAAGCAACUGUGAAGAGAACAGAUGUUACACCUCGUGCUGGCCCACCAUCCUCUUCAUCUAGAGCAAGCCUAUUUGCCAGGCUACCACCUUUGAAGAAAGGAGCAUUGCCAGAAACAGACGAAACGAAGAUGCUCAGUACCACAGAAUUACAUAGGCUGGUGCUGCUGUAG